UUCCACGCCAAUCAAACAUUUCUCCCCCAAAUUUUCAUUUCUACAUAUACACACAUAAAUCGAUCCCAAUUUCUCCUCCCAUCCAUUCCUUUCUCGCCCAAUCUCUCUUCAAUCUCGUAACCCUAUAAUUUCGCCCCCAAUUUUUCCCCCUCAUUCAGACCAAAUCCAAAUCCAACUCCAAAUCUGUCUGAAACCCUAGGAAAAGAAAUCCUUUAUCGCAUUUCCAUUCGAAGCCGAAAUCGUUGCUGUAAAUCAUUUUCGACCGUCCGAUUUUGUACAGAAGAUGGAGGCUUCUUUGAUAGGUAGCUCACAGGUGAUUCCUGGAGGGAUAAACGACACGAGUUUGUGUACUUCUGGAAGGAAUUUGGCUUUUAUUACCUGUAAUUUGAAGAAGAAGAAGAACAGCAAUGAUUUGAACUUAUCCAAUAACGUUGUCCGAAGGGAAAGGCUUGUCUGGUCUUCGGAAUCUGCCGCUGGUUUCAGUGUCCGAGCAUCUGCUUCUGCUCAAACUCAUCCGGCUGUUUCUGCAAGCGCUUCGAAAAAUAAGAGAAUCAAACCGAUCAAUGGCGUCGAACUGUACGUUGGUCUACCAUUAGACACUGUCUCCCAAUGCAACACAAUCAACCACGCCCGGGCCAUCGCCGCCGGCCUGAAGGCUUUGAAGCUGUUAGGCGUUCACGGCGUCGAGCUCCCAAUCUGGUGGGGAGUCGCCGAGAAUGAAGCCGUUGGAAAAUUCGACUGGACCGCCUACUUAGGCGUCGCCGAAAUUGUCCGAAAAUUGGACAUGAACCUUCACGUCUCCCUCGGCUUCCAUGCCUGUCGGGAGCACAAAAUCGAGCUUCCGCAAUGGGUUUCGAGAAUUGGCGAAUCGAACCCAAGCAUUUAUUUCGCGGAUCAAUCGGGACAGCCGUACAAGGAUUGCUUGUCCUUGUCGGUCGACGAUCUCCCGGUUUUAGACGGAAAGACUCCGCUCGAAGUUUACGGGAACUUCUUCAAGAAUUUCAAGUCGGCAUUCGCGCCGUUCUUCGGUUCGACAAUCACGGGAGUUUCCGUGGGUCUCGGUCCCGACGGCGAGCUGAGGUAUCCGUCGACGAAGAACCGAACCCAGUCGGGAGCCGGGGAAUUCCAAUGCUACGAUAAACAUAUGCUCGGGAAACUCAAGCGUUACGCCGAGUUGAACGGUAAUCCUUUGUGGGGGCUCGCCGGGCCACAUGAUGCUCUGAGUUACGAUCAAUCUCCGAUUUCCGGAGGCUUUUUCGCUGAAAACGGCGGAUCUUGGGCGACACCGUACGGCGAUUUUUUCCUUACAUGGUAUUCGAGCCAGUUGGCGAUCCACGGGGAUCGAAUCUUGUCUCUCGCCGCCUCAAUUUUUUACGACGUUCCGACCGCACUGUCCGGACGAGUCCCCUUCAUGCACUCGUGGUACAACACCCGUUCCCACCCGUCGGAGCUAACGGCGGGAUACUACAACACGGUCGAUCGGAAUGGAUACGACGCAAUCGCGGAGAUCUUUGCGAGAAAUUCGUGCACGAUGAUAAUCCCCGGCGUUGAGCUAUCAAAUAACGACGUACCUGGCGACAAUCGGGCGAACCCCGAAGCCCUAAUCGAGCAAAUAACGACUUCUUGCAAAAAACACGGCGUCGAGGUCUCGGUUGAGAAUUCGCCGAUGCCGGGCGCUUCGACAGGAUUUGAGCAGACCCGAAAGAAUCUGAUCGACAAGAAUGAGGCGGUGAACACGUUCACGUAUCAACGCAUGGGAGCGUAUUUCUUCUCGCCGGAGCAUUUUCCAGCGUUCACCCAGUUCGUCCGCAGCUUGACGCAGCCGGGUCGAAGUCCCGACGAUGCGCCUGCGGAAAAUGAAGAGAAUCCAGGAUCCCUUUCUGGUAAGAACAUACAUAUGCAAGCAGCAGCUUAAUUAAGGUUAGCAUAGUAUUUUCGAAGGUAUAAUGUAACAAGAAGACAAACUUAUGAAUAGAACAAUUCUUUCAUUCAGAAAACAGAUUGUCCAAACA
Messenger RNA from Andrographis paniculata, 2012 nucleotides. Its product is annotated as inactive beta-amylase 9-like. The record is from RefSeq and is a predicted model, not a curated record. The transcript is spliced from 3 exons. Gene Ontology annotation, molecular function: beta-amylase activity. Bases 284 to 1915 code for a protein of 543 amino acids. Lineage: Eukaryota; Viridiplantae; Streptophyta; Magnoliopsida; Lamiales; Acanthaceae. Gene Ontology annotation, biological process: polysaccharide catabolic process.